AUGAGUCGAGGAACUUUUGCCAACAUCAGAUUGGUCAACAAAUUGGUCUCAAAGGUUGGACCACAGACCUUACACAUUCCAUCGGAGCAGGUUUUGGAUGUGUUUGAUGCUGCUAUGAAGUAUAAGGAGGAAGGUAGGUUAUAUGUUUUGGUUGGGAGAGGGAUUGCGGGGUGAUUGCAAAUCAAAAUGAUUACAAAUCUUUUCCAGGCCAACCAAUCAUCAUCUUAGCCGGCCGUGAGUACGGCAGUGGAUCAUCGCGUGAUUGGGCCGCUAAAGGCCCUCUACUUCAAGGCGUUCGCGCAGUCAUUGCCGAAUCUUUUGAACGAAUUCAUCGCUCAAAUUUGGUCGGAAUGGGUAUUAUCCCACUUCAAUUUCUGGACGGACAAAACGCAGACAAUUUGAAACUGACCGGAAAAGAAAAGUUCACCAUUGACCUACCAGACACUGUUAAGUCAGGAGAUGUGGUCAAGGUUCAUGUCGAAGGAGGUAAUGGAUUUGAAGCCAAGUUCAGAGUCGAUACUGAUGUGGAGUUGACUUAUGUUAAACAUGGAGGUAUUCUACAGUACAUGAUCAGAAAGUUGUCGGCUUAA
Messenger RNA from Bursaphelenchus okinawaensis, 590 nucleotides. The record is from the annotation of a GenBank genome assembly. Lineage: Eukaryota; Metazoa; Nematoda; Chromadorea; Rhabditida; Aphelenchoididae.